ACACGAGGUUACAGGUCAAAAUGACUGAUUCCUUUUUUCUGCAUAUAAAAGCAUCAGUCAAUAAGUUUUUGAUGAAGGAGAUAUGAGGGGUUCUCUCAGUGACUUGACAUUCAACAUUUUGUUUGUAAAACAACAACGUCAGAAGUUAGGUUGAACAAGUUAGGACGUUAUUCUUUGGAGCGCAGAAGGUUAAGGGGGGAAUUGAUAGAGGUCUUUAAAAUUAUGAGAGGGAUAGACAGGAUUGACGUGGAUAAGCUUUUUCCAUUGAGAGUAGGGAAGAUUCAAACAAGUGGACAUGAUUUGAGAAUUAAAGGACAAAAGUUUAGGGGUAACAUGAGGGGGAACUUCUUUACUCAGAGAGUGGUAGCUGUGUGGAAUGAGCUUCCAGUGGAAGUGGUGGAGGCAGGUUUGAUUUUAUCAUUUAAAAAUAAAUUGGAUAGGUAUAGGAAUGGAGGGAAAGGAAUGGAGGGUUAUGGUCUGAGUGCAGGUGACAGUAAGUGUUCGGCACGGAGAUGGCCUGUUAUAUGGUUAUAAGUGUAAUAUUAGCAGAAGCAGAAAAUGCACAAAAAACACAUGAAUUAAUAGCAGGUUGGAAAGCACUCUUCAAAAGUAGUAACUUAAACAAUAGGACUGCAACUGAUCACUGUAUGUGGUUUUCUGUAAAAAGAAAUAAACAUGUCCACGUGUUAAAAAGAUGUUAAGAAACAACUUCUAAAAGAAGGUGUCCUCGGACAGUAUUAGUUGUGUGGACUGUAUUUAUUUAGACCAUUUCAGCAGCUGAAUGGAAAAUGUGUGGGAUGAUAAAUAGGUGUUAUUUAACACAGGGGGGUUAUAUAACAGGAAGUGGCAGGAAACCCAGAUACACAUCUCUUAGCAAAGGCUCUAGGGUCUUGGUUUUUCACUCCCUGAUGCAAGCAGAAUUGGUUUUAUAUUUCUGAGAACAUCUAAGCAGCCCACGCAACAAAAGAAGUGUCUCGGAUAAUUAAUUGACCUGAAGAAACGCCCACAGAUAGGGUACAGAUAGAUAAGCCACAGAAAAACAGCACCGUGGGUGAGAUGACAAUUUUGUCAUGUGGGCGCUUUUUUUAGAUGGUAAUCUGAUAAUUAAAUUAAUUGCAUGAUGCAAUUAAAGGUUACUAGUGAAUAUUCUCAGCAGGUUGAAGAAAUAUCCUUCAGAGGGUCAGGAUUUGACUAAAACAAGAGAUCUGAAGAAAUAAUUGGUUUGUCUCACCGGGCUUUGCUUUGAAACAAAAACAGUUCUACAGUCCCAUGAUUUUCAUCCCAUGCUGUAGGACUUCAACAGCGCAACCUCGCACUUCAUCAAGCACAUGCCAGAAUCUGCUGAAUUUCUAGUUAUGGCCCCAAGAGGAAUCCCUCACCCUAAGAAUGGGUCAAACCUUACGUCUGAAGAAAGGUCUCCACCUGAAAUGUCACCUAUCCAUGUUCUCCACAGAUGCUGCCUGACCCGCUGAGUUACUCCAGCACUUUGUGUCCUUUGGGGCCAAAUUUAAUUUUAGUUUAGAGAUAGAAACAGGACCUUCGGCCCACCAAGUACUCACUAACCAUCGAUCAUCCGUUGACACUAGUUGUAUGUUAUCCCACUUUCUCAUCCACUCCCUACACAUUAUGGACAAUUUUACUGAGAUCAAGUAAACCAUAAACACGCACGUCUCUGGGAUGUGGAAGAAAACCAAAUCACCCGGAGGAAAGUCACAUGGUGACAGGGAGAAUGUGCAAACUCCACACAGAAAGGACCCGAGGUCAGGAUGGUACCUGGGUCUCCAACUCUGUGAGGCAGCAGCUCUACCGGCUGCACCACUGUGUUGCCCCAAUGCUAUGGCUCAGGCCUUGAGUUAGGGUUGUUUGCAUUCAACAAUUUACAUUGUGUUUGAAGGUAAUGGAUAAACUGCAGUGUUGUUCUUUUACAUGGUUCAAUAAAAUCAUCCAGAUUAACAAAGUUAAAACAACUAGAAAUCAAAGAUUAAAAGCAUACCUUGCCCCCUCUUCACCUCAGUCUGGACAACUCCUUCAUUAUCUCAUUCUGAAAUUCUCCAGAAUUUAGUUGGAACCGUGUCACACCAUAAUACACUCUGAGAAUUCAUUGUUUCCAACAAAAGAUGAAAACUAAAAGAAAACCUACAUAGUUGGAAUUGAAAGUGUCUCAACGCUACCGAGUGCCACUAGUUUUUUUGAGGAACGAGCAUACAAUUUCGGAUCAGUGUAACGUUUUAUUUACCAGUAUAUUAUUCGCAACUCACAAUCACCGUAGUAAUAUUGGCUAGAAUUCAGCAUACGUCACACACAGGUCUGAUCUGCAUCAACAAGUUAACCGAUUCAUCAAAUCGGAUAACAGAAGCUAGACAUUUUGUUCGCAGAAGGGAGAUACUUUAAGGAAGGGUUCUUCCAGAACAUUUGACACAGGAUGUGCAACAUAUUGAAGAAGAUUCCAAGGUAACAGGUAAGAGGGUUGUAGAAGUGUGAACAGACGUUUUCCUGCAGAAUGUACUGAAACACAAUAGCCGUUUCUGAUAACCACUGCUCUUAGAUACAGUUUAGUUAAUUGUUACGUUUAUCGAGGUAGAGUGAGCAGCUUUUUUCUUGUGUGCUAUCCAGUCAACGGAAAGACUAUACACGAUUACAAUCAAGCCGUCCACAAUGACCACAGUGUACAUGUACAGGAUAAACGUGGAAUAAGCGAGUUUACCAAAAAACUUUGGAAGAAGAAUUGCAAUUAUCUUUUAAUCCGAAGCUUUUGGCGAAUAAUGUUUAUCCCAGGAGAAAUAAUGUUCAUGUUUAAAGCUGUUAACGAUUUGCAUUAUACGGUGAACAGGAGCUUUCAGCCGUUGAAAGUCAUUGGAACAAUACGGGUGGACACUGGGGAAUAACCCUGUUCUGUUUUGCGAGUGAGGACAUUGCAGGGACGCUGCCUUUACCGAGUCUCUGACUCCACAAUGCGAAAAUGUACGCUCUGUUUCCUAAUUUUCAGGACGCGACCUCUUGGCGACAGAUGUUUUUUAAGACGUGCGUAUUUGACCGUAGGAAGGGCACGGUCUGGCAAGUGGCGCCCGAACCCAACGAGCAGAUCGCGGGAAAGCCUUGUCCACGCAUUUCUGAGAUCUCCUCGCGUAUAGAAAGAAGAACUGGCAGUAAUUGUUAGACUAUUCUAUGGUUCGCCAUUACUGUUCUGUGAAUACUGACCCAAAUCUGAAAAUGAUUGUAACAUAGUAUUUAUUCAUCUCAAAUCGGUCAUAGGCGAAAGUCGUCGGGACCACUCUCGACAUCCAUGUGAACGGUAGCUAUUGCUAAGUGUGAGCUGAAGUUUGGAACGGCCAUUUGUAUUGGUUAAGUAUAAAGUGCACCCAGAAGGAUCAACAAUCGUGGACUUCUUUCUCCCUUUACCUGCAUCCAGAUCCCUUUGGAGAUAAUUUAAGCAGGAGCCGCUGCCAUAAACGGGGAGCAAAUACAGACUACACAGUAGAAACGUAAAUAAUGAAUGACUUCAUCCGUGUAAACAUGCUCGCAGUGCUUUCAGCACUCCAUUUACUGACACUCAGCGGUACAGAAAUCUCAGCCCGACCCGAUACAGUCAUUGAUGCCGUCGUUGGACAAGAUGUUCACUUCCCUGUGGAUAAUCUGUGUGAAGAUCAAAGUGAUGUAGCAUUUCAUUUACUUUCUCCGGUUGAUGCUAAAGUUGCUUCACUUGUAAAGAACAUAUCCGGGACCCUUCACCCAGUGUACGCAGACAGACUGCAUUGGGACGCGAGUAGAUCACCAGUGCUGUCCAAUGUGCAGGUGAAUGACAGUAAAAGAUAUGGGAUCCAAAUCGACUGCCCCAGCCAACAACUAACUACAGAGCAACGUGAAAAAACCUUCGAUGUGCAUGUGUUUGAGGCAGUUUCAAAGCCGGUGAUAACAAAAACUGGGAAUUGUUCAACUCCGAAUAUUACUCUGAGAUGCUCUGUCUCCAAUGGAACAAAUGUUACAAUCUGCUGGGAUAUUCACUCCUUGUUCAAUAGCAUAAACACAACCUGCAAUGGGCCAGAGCUGGUGAUACACCAUAUGAAAGAAGGAGAACAACAUAGAUGCAUAGCAAAGAACCGAGUCAGCAAUGCCAGUAGCGAACCAACAAUCAUAGAGCCAUGUAAUGGAAAUGUUUAUAAAUAUAAGAAACUACUUUGGCUCUUGGCUGCACCAGUAUUUCUUUUAAUUUUGGUUUUAAUCAUGCUCAGCAACCACAAAAUGAAAUAUGCUGUUAAUAAUAAAAGACACAAUAGAUCAAUACAAAGGUCUGAAGAGAAAAUGUUUUCUGUUCAACAUGAACUUAUUGAACCCACUUAUGUUACCAUGGUUGAUUCACGCUGAUGACUCGGCAUUAUCUGCAGAGUGACACUUGCACUGAUUGCCUCCAUGUGAAGAGAAGCUUAUGGAGCAAGUAACUAAAAAUUGGGAGAAAGCAAUUGAAUCUCACCAACGAUAAAAUGAGAACUAAAACGAAAUGAAUCACCAGACGUGUAUGCACCCAGGAGGCAGAGGCUGGAUGUUAAUGUGAAGCCUGGCAAUUUAUACUUCUGAAAUAGCCGAUUAUGUCAUUAUGUUUCUUCAGCAGAGAUCAGUACGAUCAUAUGUGCAUUUGUAAGAUAGGACUCGCAAAAUCUUCUGUGUUGAACAACUGCAUAUUAAGAAUAAGGAUUUGAUUCAUCUGUGUUCUGACACAAAAUACUCAUGUACAUACGUUCUGACCAAAAAAAACCCGCAGUACAGACAGAAAGUUGGGAUGGAGCAUCAUCAAUUUCAAUAAAAAGUUACCAGCUUUCCGUCCGCAGUGCUGGAUUUACAGACAGGGAACAUCUUCAAAAUCAUCUCCAUGAAAUCAAACCUUUUUUAUAGCAGCCAGAACAGAUUGAAGAUAAUUUGAUCAACUGAUAAAAGGUCAGUUGCUUUGACUGUUGGUUCACCAGUGUUGAGCAGUCAUUUGGUUUAUAAGAUCACCCAGAAUAUCAUCGUCUGCACUUCCAUCGAAGUGGAAGACGAGUUUGUGGAUUUAUGCCUAAAAUUCCUCAAAACCACUCUUUAGAAUUUAUCAUCAAUAUCAUCUAUUCUAGCAAGAAUAUGUGCUUUUCAACUUCUUGGUAAUCAGGAGUGAGGACAAAGCUGGACUAGUUUUGGGUUAGCAACCUGGUCGGCAUGGAUGAGUUGGCCCAUGGACUGUGUUCGAUGACUCUAACCAAAACACAGAUGUUUAUUCACCGUUAAAGAGAACAACAAAUAAAAGUCAUGUGGGGGUUUGGAAUUUUUUACCAAUACAAUCAUAAUUACUGUCAAAUAAUAUCUCCGGUGCAGAAAAUGUCAUUUUAAAAGUUUGAAAUCCUUCAACAUACAGUAUAUUGCAAAGUUUUGGCAAUUCAUUUUUUCAAAA
Molecule: messenger RNA, 5416 nt
Organism: Leucoraja erinaceus (little skate)
Lineage: Eukaryota; Metazoa; Chordata; Chondrichthyes; Rajiformes; Rajidae
Exons: 6
Coding region: 3490-4362 (290 amino acids)
Source: RefSeq, a predicted model, not a curated record